AUGGACCCCGCACAUGAACAAAGCAAAGAUUCAAAUCCGAACACUGAAGAUCCCAAGUCGGAAAAUACCACGACAAUUUCCAGGAACUCUCUGACCUCAAUGGCGAGCGGGACCUCAAUUUCAGAAAUCAAAGACCAUGUCGCCACAGUUUCCGGAGAAAAAGCCACUCUUUUAAAAGAUACUGUCCUUGGAAGCGCUAUACCUGCUGCAGAUGAAGUGUUGCAGAAUGCUAAAAGUGCAAUUGGGAGCAUUGCGUGUGGUCGGAGUGGAUCUGAUGAGACCAGUGCUCUUGAAAAUGGGCAGUUGGUUAACUGGAGGAACUAUAAUUUUCACCUGGCAGUGCCUAAAUUGGAGCAGGAAUAUAUUGAUAAUAUGGAUCCAGAGCGUAUCUCUGAUUUUCUACGAGACAAGUAUAAAAGUCCCUCUGCACCAUCAACGAGCUAG
Messenger RNA from Penicillium taxi, 444 nucleotides. RefSeq lists its product as uncharacterized. NCBI's taxonomy places the organism in Eukaryota, Fungi, Ascomycota, Eurotiomycetes, Eurotiales, Aspergillaceae. The coding region runs from base 1 to 444 and encodes 147 amino acids. The record is from RefSeq and is a predicted model, not a curated record. The transcript has 2 exons.